AUGACUACCACAAGAGAGACGUUGCAGUUUCUGCUUCUCAAUUCUCACCCCUGCGAUGCAAUACCACCUCACGCGAUUCCGCCUACAGCUCACGAUAAUCCUCCACUUCAAUCGCAGUUGACCUCCCUGUCACAGCAUCAACUGAUCAGAUCCGACGAACUCAGCCUCCGAAUCGGCUGCGCUCAGCUGCCUUCAACCUCUUAUUCCACCGUGAGUAGAUCGGCAUCCUUCCAUUCGAACACCGCCACUUUCUUCUCGGAUGGAAAUCCAGGCCGCUGCUCAAAGAACCCCUCUCACGCUCACAUCGCCACAGGACCCACGCCGUCCGGCCUUUCCGGUACUACCACCCUCGAAUAA
Vicia faba (fava bean) is the source of this 357-nucleotide messenger RNA. The record is from the annotation of a GenBank genome assembly. Lineage: Eukaryota; Viridiplantae; Streptophyta; Magnoliopsida; Fabales; Fabaceae.